Molecule: messenger RNA, 2359 nt
Organism: Euleptes europaea (tarantolino)
Lineage: Eukaryota; Metazoa; Chordata; Lepidosauria; Squamata; Sphaerodactylidae
Gene: CMIP
Product: c-Maf inducing protein
Exons: 21
Coding region: 1-2316 (771 amino acids)
Cellular component (GO): nucleoplasm; cytosol
Source: RefSeq, a predicted model, not a curated record
AUGGAGCUGAACGGCAGCUGCGGCGGGGGCAGCGACCGCCGGCAGAUCGAGGAGAGCAAGCCGCUGCUGGCCGAGAUGUCGGCCACGGAAGGGGCCAAGACCGCGGCCGCCCCGUGCCGGCGGGGCGUCCACUGCAGCGGCAUGCGCUACAAGCUGCUGCAAGAGGGGGACAUCCAGGUGUGCGUCGUCCGCCACCCCCGCACCUUCCUCAGCAAGAUCCUCACCUCCAAGUUCCUCCGCAGGUGGGAGCCCCACCAUCUCACCCUGGCCGACAACAGCCUGGCCUCCGCCACGCCAACUGGGUACAUGGAAAACUCGAUUUCUUACAGCUCGAUCGAAGAUGUGCAGUUGCUCUCUUGGGAGAAUGCCCCUAAGUAUUGUUUACAGCUCACGAUCCCUGGGGGUACCGUCUUGCUCCAGGCUGCAAACAGUUACCUGAGGGACCAGUGGUUUCAUUCCUUACAGUGGAAGAAAAAGAUCUACAAGUAUAAGAAGGUGCUGAGUAACCCAAGCCGUUUGGAGGUUGUACUGAAAGAGAUUCGAACUUUGGUGGACAUGGCGCUAACGUCUCCUUUGCAGGACGAAUCCAUCCAUCAAGCUCCUCUAGAGAUUGUCUCCAGGCUGCUCUCAGAAAAUACCAAUUUAACCACUCAAGAACAUGAAAACAUUAUUGUGGCAAUUGCUCCUUUGCUGGAAAAUAACCAUCCACCUCCAGACUUAUGUGAAUUUUUUUGCAAGCAUUGCAGAGAACGCCCUCGGUCCAUGGUGGUCAUAGAAGUCUUCACUCCGGUUGUACAAAGAAUCCUCAAACACAACAUGGAUUUUGGAAAGUGCCCUCGGUUGAGGCUCUUCACUCAGGAGUAUAUUCUGGCCUUGAAUGAACUCAACGCCGGCAUGGAAGUGGUGAAGAAAUUUAUUCACAGCAUGCAUGGUCCUACCGGGCAGUGCCCCCAUCCCAGGGUCCUGCCAAACCUCGUUGCUGUCUGCUUAGCAGCCAUUUAUUCUUGCUAUGAAGAAUUCAUCAACAGCAGGGACAACUCGCCGAGCCUCAAGGAAAUUCGGAACGGCUGCCAGCAGCCCUGCGACCGCAAGCCCAAUUUGCCCCUCCGUCUCCUCCACACGAGCCCUGACUUGGUGUCCCAAGAGGCCACCUUGACCGAGUCUCGUCUCAAGUCCGUCAUUGUCACGUCCAACGAGAUCCACGUGGAAGUCGAGCGCAACAACACUGCCAACCAGAAGAUGACGGCAAACGUCGGCAAUGACAGCGAGCCCAACCUGAUCGACUGCUUGAUGGUCAGCCCCACCUGCAGCACCAUGAGCAUCGAGCUCAGCCCACAGGCGGAUCAUGUCCUCGGUUGCUACGUGGAGAUACUCAAGAUGCUAUCAAACUACGAUGACUGGAGACCCGCUCUUGCCAGUUUGCUUCAACCCAUCCCAUUCCCCAAAGAGGCUCUUGCACACGAGAAGUUCACAAAGGAGCUGAAAUACGUCAUUCAGAGAUUCGCAGAAGAUCCAAGACAAGAAGUCCAUUCGUGUUUGCUGAGUGUUCGAGCUGGCAAGGACGGCUGGUUUCAGCUCUACAGCCCUGGCGGUGUGGCUUGCGACGACGACGGGGAGCUGUUUGCCAGCAUGGUCCAUAUUUUAAUGGGCUCUUGUUAUAAGACGAAAAAGUUCCUGCUCUCUUUAGCGGAAAACAAACUAGGACCUUGCAUGCUGCUGGCUUUAAGAGGCAACCAGACUAUGGUGGAGAUUCUUUGCCUGAUGCUUGAAUACAACAUUAUUGACAACAAGGACACACAGCUUCAGAUCAUAUCAACUCUGGAGAGCACCGACGUGGGGAAAAAAAUGUAUGAGCAGCUCUGUGACAGGCAGAGGGAGUUAAAAGAACUGCAAAGGAAAGGAGGACCUACCAGGUUAACACUGCCAUCCAAAUCCACAGACGCCGACCUCGCCCGGUUGUUAAGCUCAGGCUCCUUUGGAAACCUGGAGAACCUCAGCCUGGCCUUCACCAAUGUCACGAGUGCCUGCGCCGAGCAUCUCAUCAAGCUGCCUUCCCUCAAGCAGCUGAACCUGUGGUCGACUCAGUUUGGAGAUGCAGGUUUGCGGCUUCUCUCCGAACACCUCACUAUGCUGCAGGUGCUCAAUUUGUGUGAAACCCCCGUAACUGAUGCCGGAUUGUUGGCACUGAGCUCUAUGAAGAGCUUGUGCAGUUUAAAUAUGAACAGCACCAAACUUUCAGCGGACACCUACGAGGAUCUCAAGGCUAAAUUGCCCAAUCUGAAGGAAGUGGAUGUGCGUUAUACAGAAGCGUGGUGAAGUCUCCCUCUGGCUGUACCUUCGGUUUACAACAAGGACAGGG